AGGAGACAGCCGGUGCUGUAGACAGUCGAGUCCAUCAUUACGUUUACACGCCACUUGCCGAGAGAACAACAGCUGUUAUAACCUGCUCCAGUUAAAGACGCACGAUUUUUUGUCGAAGGAAUUUAUAUCUAAUUUAACAAUAUGCAGGAACAAGACAUUCCGAUUGACAUCAAUGCUGGAAAAUUGUCGGAUUGGCUAAUUAAUCGAAGGCAUUGCAAGAAAGACUGGCAUACGAACAUUUUGACUAUCAGAGAGAAAAUUAAUAAUGCAAUACAGAACAUGCCUGCUCACGAUGGCAUUGCCUCGUUGUUGUCUGGCGCCUAUAUAAAUUAUUUCUACUGUGUGAAAAUUGUGGAAAUCCUGAAGGAAACGGAAGCAGACACGAAAAAUUUAUUCGGGCGUUAUGGCUCACAGAGAAUGAAGGACUGGCAAGAAAUUUUACGACUGUAUGAAAAGGAUAAUAUAUACCUUGCCGAAGCUGCGCAAAUACUUAUGAGAAAUGUUAAUUAUGAAGUCCCAAAUAUCAAGAAGCAAAUACAGAAGUUGGAGCAAAUGUUAACUGAAUUGGAGAAAAAAGAGACUGAGUAUAAAAAAUCAGAAAAUAUCGCGCAUACGGAGUAUAAUGGACUUUGCAAACAAUUAGGUAUAACUGGUUAUAGUACAGUCAGACGCGAGUUAAUGGAUAAGGUGAAGGAAUUGCCGGAAAUUUAUCAGAGAGUGGCAGAGAAAACGAAAAGCUUAGACAAGGUUGUGGAGUUUUAUAGUGCAUUUGUUGAAUUCACUUUUGGGCAGCAGUAUGACAAUGAUUGCGUGUCGAUGAUUAAAUAUAUUAUCGAAAAGGGAAACACAACGACGUUUGAAUAUACUUACGGAGAAGCACCGAUGUCAAUAAUUGAUCCGUCAUUGAAUAUUAAAGCAGAUGAAGAUGAAAGUAAUGGAAGACCUAAUGUGGAUGCCAAUACCAUUGACUUCGGCAAUUUGGAUUUGGAAUACGGAGAAAUUGAUUUCGGUGAAGAAGUUGAUUUGAAUGCAGGAGGCGGUAUUGAUUGGGGAGAUGAAAGUACGGUACAACCUGCAGAGGAAAUAGAUUAUAAUAUCUCUUUGGAGGAAUCGGGUAUAGUUGUGGAAGCGGCAGGUCAUGAAGGUGGUGUGGCUAUGGGAUCUGAAGCAUACACGAUAUUAGACAAUCCAACAACGAGAUCCGAAUUUAUCAAUCAACUAUUUGAACUGGAGGCAUUUAUGAAGUUGCGUCUAUAUGAGUUUAAAGGCGACGAUAGGAACAAUCUCUUGAGCUUUAGUCAGAUGCAGGAUGCUUCAUCUAUUUUGCAACUUUCUACCACGGAGACUACUCAGAACAUGCUGGAUAACGUUCAAGUUAUCCUUUCUGAAAUAUUACAUAAUAACGUUCAACAUUUACAUAACAUCAAACAUUAUCCAAGAUACGUGGAUGUAGUGGCUACUACUUUAAAGCAAAAAUUGAAUCUGAUAGACAGAAUGGUAACCCAACAAGAAUCGAUGCGACAGAAGCAAGAGGAUACGCAAAAUCAAAUUAAUAAAUUACGUCCGCUUUUAAAACUUGUCAUACAAAGAACUAAGGAACUGCAAACAGAGAUAGAGCAAGACAUUUCGAAAAAGUACAAGAACAGAACGGUUUAUCUGACCGGAGGUGUAAAUAUGUUAUAGGUGUUGGACAAUAGAGAUAAAACUGUUGAAUUUUGUAUUAAGAAGAAUUGUGUAAAUAAUAUCUACGCUAAAAUAACACGUGCAAAUGAAUUUUGUUAUUGUAUAAUAUAUGUACAAUAUAAUUUUUUAUUU
Messenger RNA from Pogonomyrmex barbatus (red harvester ant), 1815 nucleotides. RefSeq names its product CDK5 regulatory subunit-associated protein 3. NCBI's taxonomy places the organism in Eukaryota, Metazoa, Arthropoda, Insecta, Hymenoptera, Formicidae. Gene Ontology annotation, cellular component: endomembrane system. Gene Ontology annotation, biological process: regulation of mitotic cell cycle. The record is from RefSeq and is a predicted model, not a curated record.